Molecule: messenger RNA, 1004 nt
Organism: Raphanus sativus (radish)
Lineage: Eukaryota; Viridiplantae; Streptophyta; Magnoliopsida; Brassicales; Brassicaceae
Exons: 1
Coding region: 75-887 (270 amino acids)
Source: RefSeq, a predicted model, not a curated record
AUAUUAAGUUUCUUCUCAUCCAAGCGACAGAGUCUUUCAUCUCUUCCUCAGUGUUUCAUUUCUUUGCAAUUAAGAUGGAAGGCGAAGUAGCACAGAAGAACACAAGAGGCAGCUGGUCACUGCUUCGACCAUUUCAAAUGAUAUCCAUUAGUCUUCUCAGCCUCCUCGUCCCUCUCUCUUUCCUCUUCCUUUUACGUCUCUCUCUCUCCUCAGUUCCCGUCACCGUCUCCCGCGUAUCCUCCUUUCUCCAUCAAGCUGAUGUCGGAGUCUUAUACGCAAUUUUGUCUCUCAUCAUCGUCUCCACUUUACUCAACAAUCUCUCCGGAAAACCAGAAUGCUCUCUUUUGCAUUCCCAUCUCUACAUAUGCUGGAUCGUUCUCUUCCUCGUCCAAGUUUCUGUCGCCUUCGGUGUGGAAGGAAUCAUGAGCACCACCAUGUCAACAAAUCCAGACGAAAACUUGUUUCUUGCUUCACAAGAAAGGUGGGUCUUGGUUAGGGUUAUGUUCUUUUUGGGGCUACACGAAGUGAUGCUGAUGUGGUUUAGAGUCGUGGUUAAGCCUGUGGUCGACGACACUGUUUUUGGGGUUUACGUGGAGGAGGAAAGAUGGUCGGAGAGAGCGGUCGUGGCGGUGACUUUUGGUCUAAUGUGGUGGUGGAGGCUAAGAGACGAGGUAGAAAGUUUGGUGGUGGUUGCAGAGGUUAAACGUACGCUUCUUACUGGUCUGGAUGGUUUUGACUUUCUGAACUGGUGGAUGUAUUACAUAUGUGUUGUGAUUGGUAUGGUGAAGAUCUUCAAAGGUGUUUCGUAUUUUGUGAAUAUGUUCAUUUUGACCAUUAAGAGGUCGAGAAAAGGAUGUGAAUCUUGUGUUGUUGUUGAUCAUGUGUAAGAGAUUCGACACUUUUUACAGUCAGUUGAAGUUUUUUUUAAAAACUCAUUCAGUUGUUUUCCUUAUCAUUCUGACUUCUGACGGACUUGACUAGAAAAAUAGCAGAAUAUUGUGACA